This is a messenger RNA of Neurospora tetraspora, 1296 nucleotides long. Its product is annotated as NO signaling/Golgi transport ligand-binding domain-containing protein. Gene Ontology annotation, cellular component: TRAPPI protein complex; TRAPPIII protein complex; TRAPPII protein complex. NCBI's taxonomy places the organism in Eukaryota, Fungi, Ascomycota, Sordariomycetes, Sordariales, Sordariaceae. The record is from RefSeq and is a predicted model, not a curated record. Gene Ontology annotation, biological process: endoplasmic reticulum to Golgi vesicle-mediated transport. The coding region runs from base 359 to 1033 and encodes 224 amino acids. The transcript has 3 exons.
CCAUGGUACAUAUUGUCGCGGGGCGUGCAAGCAGGGACAGUACCGGUACUUCCAAGGUACCUGCUAGUCAUCGGACCCACCUACCCGUCAAGCCACAUUCAAUCGCGGCUACCGUAGCUUCGUUCACCACUGACACCUGAAGCUCCCGAGUUCCGCUCCCACGAUCCCAAACAUCCAAUCCAGCCCACGUCCAUCCUACCAAGCACAGCUGUCUACGAGCACCGCGACACCACACACAAAACUAUAACCGGCGCGCACAUAGCUACUUACCACUUACCGCCCAUCGCUCGCUCCCCCACCUACCAAACACAACAGACCACCCACUCACCACAUCCUCAAGACAAGCGCCACAGCAGCAAUGUCCAACCACCUACCAGCCGGAGGCAACGGCGGCGGCGGGCGCGCAGGGGAUUCCGGACUCCGAUACCCGUCGAACGGCAAGACGAUUUAUCACCGGCCGCUCAACCGCACUAAGACUGCGGAGCUGAGCAAGGCGGCUUUUGCGUAUUUGUUUGCGGAGAUGGUGUCGUAUGCGCAGAGGAGGGUGACGGGGAUUCAGGAGUUGGAGAAACGCCUCAACCUCCAAGGCCACCCCAUCGGCCUCAAGCUCCUCGACCUCCUCCUCUUCCGCGAGCCCCCUCGCUCGCAACUCCGUCCACUGAACAUCAUCGCCCUCCUACAUUUCAUCAAAAUCAACGUCUGGACGCACCUCUUCGGGCGACAAGCCGACCGACUGGAGAAAUCCUCCAACCCGGAUACCCCCGACGAGUUCAUGAUCAUCGACAACGAGCCGCUGGUUAAUGCGUACAUCAGUGUGCCGAAGGAGAUGAGCCAGUUGAAUUGCGCGGCGUUUGCGGCGGGGAUAAUAGAGGGGGUUUGUGAUGGUGCUGGGUUUCCGGCGAGGGUGACGGCGCAUACGGUUGGGGAUACGGCGGGGGAGGGUGGGGAGAUGUGGCCGGGUAGAACGGUUUUCUUGGUCAAGUUCCAGCCGGAGGUGUUGGAGCGGGAGGCGUUGAUUGGGGCUAAGAGUUGAUGAUGAUGCGGAGAAGAGGUGGGGAAAAGGGGAUGGAUACAAGAGUGGGUUGAAAGAAAGGGAGAGUUGCUGAGGGGAGGUAUAUGUCUUGUUUGGGUUUUUGGGUUUUGGAACUGGGCAUUAGCAUGGCGUUUAAAGCGGUUAUGACGGGACGGCAUUGUUUGUGAAUAUUAUCACAGGUCCAUGAGGACCAGCUAAUGAGAGAGGCGCGUUUCCCGAACAACAUGGGUGGAACAUUUAUCAUGUUUUGAGGUGACGGCAGG